Messenger RNA from Podarcis raffonei (Aeolian wall lizard), 4261 nucleotides. It is a transcript of the gene EXOC3, whose product is annotated as exocyst complex component 3. The record is from RefSeq and is a predicted model, not a curated record. The transcript has 13 exons. Lineage: Eukaryota; Metazoa; Chordata; Lepidosauria; Squamata; Lacertidae. Gene Ontology annotation, biological process: exocytosis; exocyst localization. Gene Ontology annotation, molecular function: SNARE binding. The coding region runs from base 178 to 2415 and encodes 745 amino acids. Gene Ontology annotation, cellular component: exocyst.
AAGCUUCCGGGAAGAUAGAAGCAGCCGCAGCUGCCCAGGUGAGCGGCUGAGGGGGAGAGGAAGAGGGACGGGCUCGCCCGGCUCCGGUCCUGAGGGAGAGGAAGGCGCAGCUCCUCUCGGGGAUAACUGUGUCCCUUGAUAUAGAAACACAUCUUCCUUUUAAGACUUUGCUCCACAAUGGAGGAGACCGGCCGAGAGGCAGUUGCAACGGCUGUGCAGAGAGUCGCUGGGAUGCUGCAGCGGCCAGAUCAACUGGAUAAAGUGGAACAAUAUCGCCGGAGGGAAGCACGGAAGAAGGCUUCAGUGGAAGCUAGACUGAAGGCGGCAAUCCAGUCACAGCUAGAUGGCGUCCGAACUGGCUUAAGCCAACUGCACAAUGCACUGAAUGAUGUAAAAGAUAUUCAACGUUCUUUGAUUGAUGUCAAUAAAGACUGGCGGCAAAGUAUAAACACCAUAGAAAGCCUCAAGGAUGUUAAAGAUGCUGUAGUUCAGCACAGCCAACUAGCAGCUGCUGUAGAGAACCUCAAAAAUAUCUUCUCAGUGCCAGAGAUAGUACAGGAGACACAAGACUUGAUUGAUCAGGGGGAAUUACUCCAAGCCCACCGAAAGCUAAUGGACUUGGAGUGCUCUCGAGAUGAUCUGAUGUAUGAACAAUAUCGUAUGGACAGCAAGAACACCCGUGAUAUGAACCUCAUUGACAACUAUUUUGGAGAUAUGCAAAAACUUUCUGAAGAGCUGGCCAAGCAACUCUGGAUGGUCAUUCAGAGAUCUCUAGUCACUGUCCGCCGAGAUCCCACCUUGCUGGUUUCAGUUGUCAGAAUAAUUGAGAGGGAAGAGAAAAUAGACAGGCGCAUGCUAGACAGGAAAAAGCAAACUGGAUUUAUCCCCCCGGGCAGACCUAAAAAAUGGAAGGAGAAAAUGUUCAAUGUAUUGGAUCGAACAGUCACCACCAGGAUUGAAGGCACUCAAGCAGACACCAGAGAAUCUGACAAAAUGUGGCUUGUCCGUCAUCUGGAAAUAAUUCGCAAAUAUGUCCUUGAUGAUCUGCUGGUGGCUAAGAACCUUUUGGAUCAAUGUUUCCCCCCACACUAUGAAAUUUUCAAAAAAUUACUAAGCAUGUACCAUCAGGCACUGUCUUUACGCAUGCAGGACCUGGCUUCUGAAGAUCUGGAAGCAAAUGAAAUUGUUAGCCUUUUGACAUGGGUUUUAAAUACCUACAAAAGCAUAGAGAUGAUGGGAAAUCCAGAACUUGCGCCAGAGGUGGAUGUGAAUACCCUGCAGCCAUUGCUUUCCCAGGAAGUGGUGGAUGAGCUUCUUAGCACAUAUAUGUCAACUCUUACAUCCAACAUCAUUGGCUGGCUACGAAAAGCACUGGAGACAGAUAAAAAAGACUGGCUAAAAGAAAAUGAGCCAGAAGCAGAUCAAGAUGGAUACUAUCAAACUACACUCCCUGCUAUUGUGUUCCAGAUGUUUGAACAGAAUCUUCAAGUAGCUACACAGAUAAGUGAAGAUUUGAAAAUAAAGGUACUCUAUUUGUGCCUUCAACAAAUGAGUUCAUUCCUCAGCAGGUACAAAGAGGAAGCAAAUUUAUAUAAAGAAGAGCAUCUAAGAAAUCGUCAGUACCAUCUGUGCUAUGUUCAGUACAUGGUUGCCAUCAUCAACAAUUGUCAGACCUUUAAGGAAUCUAUCAUCAGUUUGAAAAAGAAAUACUUAACUCCUGUGAUGGAAGAGCUUAUGACAAGCAGUCAUGCAUGCAUUGAUGCAGUUCUGGAUGAUGUUGCCAAGGAAGGAUGUGCAAGCCUGCUUGAUGAAGUCUUCAUGGAUUUAGAGCCACAUCUCAGUGAACUGAUGACAAGGAAAUGGCUGGCAGGAUCCAAUGCAGUAGAUACAAUUUGUGUAACAGUGGAGGAUUAUUUCAAUGAUUUUGCAAGAAUAAAGAAGCCCUGUAAGAAGAAAAUGACUAUUGAGUGCCAUCGUAGAGUUGUUGUAGAGUACAUCAAGGCUAUUAUGUUAAAGCGUAUUACUUUCAAGAAUGCAGAAGAAAGAAAAGAAGGUGCUGAAAGAAUGAUCAGAGAAGCUGAACAGUUCAGAUUUCUGUUCAAGAAACUUACUGCUGGAUCUGGAGAGGAAACAGAAGGACUUUGUGACGUCAUUGAAGCUAUUGCAGAAGUAUUUAAGUUGACAGAUCCAUCACUACUUUACCUAGAAGUCUCAACUUUAGUUAGCAAACACCCAGAUAUCAGGGAUGAUCAUAUUGCAGCUUUACUGACAAUGCGAGGAGAUGCCAGCAGAGAGAUGAAGCAGACCAUAAUUGAAACUCUGGACAAAGGCCCAACCAUGCCAAAUCCAAACUAUGUGCCCAUUUUUAAAGAAAUUACAGUUCCAACAUUAACUGUGCCAAAGCUUCUUAAGUAAUAGCAACAUAUUUCGGUAUGGAUCACUUUGGUGUAGUGUUAAUAUAUUGUAGCCUAAUCUGGCUUUGCACUUAGAAAACACAUGGGAAUUUCAUGCUGGACUUUUAGUUUUUGUGUCUGAUGUUAGCUUAGUCACUUGAAGAGUAUUCUGUAUUCUGAUGGCCAGAAUGCUUUAAAUUGAUGUCUUUGCCAUCAGUUGUUUUGACAAAGUCUGUCUUGAACUUUUUGUGUGUACUCUGAUGACUAACUGAAUAGGUUUUAGAAAAUGUAUUAGGGAUGGAUUUAUGCUUUAUUCAUGAAAAAUGAAAAUUUGAAAUUGUUGAGGUACAUUGGUUAUUGUUCCCCCACCCCGAUUUAACAGACUUAUUGGAUUUGAAAGCAGAUGUGUAUAAAGGAUUGCUAAAUGUGCGAUGCCAUUUGCAUUGGGAAUGGAGACUGUUCAGAGCUUCCCUCUCCCUUCAGGAACCUUUAACACAAACUUUAUACAUGCUCUCUACUUAUUUUCAGUAUUGCAUGUCAUUCCACAACACAAAAUUCUCUAGGUGGCUUACACUGAAAAACACUGUCAGCAUAAAGUGAACAAUUAAAGCAUGAAAUUAAAAAACACGGCAUACAAAACCACCAAGAUUCAAAUACAGAAUUCAUAAUUUGUUUAAUAGGCAUGAGUAAACAGGAAGGUCUAUACUUGGUGCCCCCAAACAAAACACACAGAAGCUUUCUGUCACCGAAUCAGACUGUCAUUGAUCCAGGAAUUUUGCUGGUGGCCCAAGAACCAUCUGUGGCAUCGCAUCUUUCACCACCUAAGCCUGGUACAUCACAUGCAACACAACCUGAAUAGAGAGCCUCACUACAUUUACCCAUGCUCUGGUAACCUCCAGAUUAUAUUGGUUCAUAUGUGAGGACUGACUUUUGAAGACUGCCCAGAAACUGCAGUUAGUACAAAGAAAAGGAAUGGAGAGACAGAGCUGUGUGUCGUACUGUUGACUAUGUACUCCAAAUUUCCAGGUGACGGCUCACAUUGAUUUCAUAUACAGUCAUACCUCGGGUUGUGAACGCUGCGGGUUGCACAUUUUCGGGUUACGGACCACGCCGAACCCGGAAGUACCGGGACAGGUUACUUCCGGGUUUCGGCGCUCACGCAUGCGCAGAAACACAAAAUGACGCCGUGCACGUGCAGAAUCGCGUCACACGCGUUCGCAGAUGCGGAGCUGCAGGUUGCAAAUGUGCCUUCUGCACGGAUCAUGUUCGCAACCCGAGGUAUGACUGUAGAUUAUGAAUAGCAUAUGAGAUAGAAUGGACCAUUGUGGGACCCCCCCCCCAGCUCAAACCCCAGAGUCAAUCAACUGUCCACAGUAGUUUCUGGAAAUUAUGCUGCAGGUAAGAGCAGAACCACUGUAAUACAGUGACUCCUCGAGACAUUGCAGGACACCAUGAUUGCUGGUGUAAAACACUGUAGAAUUGGAAGGGUUCCCAAGGGUCAUCUAGUCCAACCCCCUGCAAUGUAGGACUCUCAGGAGCAACCAUACUGUGUUAACCAUAAAGAGUGGGUCUUAUGAUAGCAAGAUAAAUAGUUGCUUCCAAUCUGGGGUGGGUGGGGAAUACCCUUCUGAAGCACUUAAUUCACCAUUGGAGGGGGAUAACAAGAAGGAAAGAUGGAUUUGACUCUGUAUGCUCUCAGGUUACCUUGCUUAUUAACAAUAGUGCAGUAAUCUCCCUUUUGUCCCCAGUCACGGCAGCCACUAUGAAGAAAUAAUUCUUUAGGGUCCAUAUGAGCUGAAUCUGUAUUGUAAAAGAGUUCCCCUGUUUUUGAUGUCACGUGGAUGACUGAAUACAAGACUUAUAAUCUG